Penaeus chinensis is the source of this 5619-nucleotide messenger RNA. Its product is annotated as ubiquitin-protein ligase E3B-like. Gene Ontology annotation, biological process: protein polyubiquitination; ubiquitin-dependent protein catabolic process. Gene Ontology annotation, molecular function: protein binding; ubiquitin protein ligase activity. Lineage: Eukaryota; Metazoa; Arthropoda; Malacostraca; Decapoda; Penaeidae. The transcript has 20 exons. The coding region runs from base 124 to 3393 and encodes 1089 amino acids. The record is from RefSeq and is a predicted model, not a curated record.
CCUCACUCUUGCCAAACACCUGACGUAUCAGCUGUUCAUGCGAGGGGAGGAACGCAAGCUAAUUAUUACUCUUUCUGGCCUCCUACAGGUGGAUAAGGCCAAGUGUGGCCAUCCAUCAGCAAAAUGUUCAGCACCCAUGAGUCAAAUCGUGAAGCAUUUCUCGAGGCAACCAGGGAAGCUAGAGAGGAGCGGGCUGCAGAGCGAAGGCGCGAUGAAGCCGCUGUCACCAUUCAGGCCGCCAUACGUGGCUGGCUCGUGCGUUGCAGUGUGGAAAAGAAAACGAGAGAGCAUUUUGAUGAAGUCUUUGGCACAGAACCAUUGCCUGCUGACCAGACAAAUACACUCCCUGUUGCCACUGAAGCGUUUAAAGAAGCUGCAAGAUUUGUAAAGAUAUUUGAUCUUAAAAAAGACAAGAAAAGAUUUGAGAUUUUUACAAGAUACCUUUUGGCAAGUAUGGAUAGUGAAAAUGUGAAGCAAAGCUAUGUGUCGUGUGGGAUGAACAAAGAACUUACCUUGCACUGGAUUCAGCACAUGAAGGAUGUUCUGCAUAUAACAUGUAAAGUGUUAGAGAGUUUACAGGCAGAUGUUUCAUCAGACAAUCGUUUGAUAUCACUCUACCUGCACCUUCUCCUUGCCUUCACGGCCACCAACACUUGGCGUAUUAUUCGUGCACCCAACCUUGAACCACUACGACCAGCUCUCAAUAAACUGACGGAAAAUAUAAUGGGGGACUUGGUGUGCAGAGGCCUUUACACAACCCUCAAUUGUGUACUCGUACGUGGAUUAUGCAGAGGAAAAGCAGCACUGAGGGGUCCAGCCAUUACAACAAUUGUGACACUAUCCAUGCGGCCUUUGAUAGCUACCAACUAUUCAGAUAAAUUACUCUCACUUACUACCAUUCACAUACUGAGUGUCCCUGCCUUGGUUCACCAUCUAGUUCUUCUGGCACCUGAGGCUCUGAAGAUGAUACAGAAUAGUAACUUGUUUGCAAGAGCAGUUGAAUUCAUGCAGAGUGAGCAGAAUCUACGAAUUGUAUUCAACACCCUGGAGGGCCCCUAUGCCUUGUGUCUCUUGGCCAACCUUGUGCAUAUGGGUUAUGAAGAGAGAGAUGGUGCCUUAAAAGAAUUGGCUUUCCCACAAUUCAAUUUUGUAGUAACAAAGCUGUUAGAAAAAUGCCGAGAAUAUGUGACGACAAAACAGAGCAGCCUGACGCAGUGGCACCCAGUGCUUGGUUGGUUCUCCCGCCCCCUUGAUCAACAUCUGAAUGAAGCACUGUCCACUGUUAAGACGCAGUUGCAGCUUUUGUGGUCAGGCCCUGUUAUCAAGGUUAUGUUCUCUACACUCACAGAAUUAGUCAAAGACCAGGAACCCCUAAUAAGUGACAGCAAUGAUGUAUCAGGGCUGACCUCCACCACCUCCACCUUGAGCUCCUUAACCUCUGCAAGUCUCCUGAAGAAAGCUUUUGAAUGCAAACUCAGCUCCUCAAGCAAAAACAGUCCCCUGGGUAGUGGAGGAAUGCCCAAAAGUGGGACUUACCGUAAGCUGGGCUCUAAUGAUAUCUCGACAGUUGCCAUGGUUUGCUCCAUGUACCAUACUGCAACCACUACACUGUCUCAGUUGCGCAUGGAUAUCCUAACAGGUUUAUGCUACAAGAGUGACAUAGUCAUCCACCUGUGGAUGAUACUUCUCUCUCUUGGUCCUACGUGUGGACUAAAGAGCUUCUUGGAUCUGCUGUCUGUGUCAACCAAAGCAUCUGCCCCAGAAUUCCACAUGCUCAUGCUUUUCUGUGACGCAACCACCCACCUUGUGACGAUCUUGGAUGACAUAGAGAUGUACGAGAAGCAGAAACCCUUCAGUGUUGCUGAUUAUGCUGCAAUGGCGUAUUUUCUCAACAAUUUCAUAUAUAAAUUGAUCCACAAUGGCCUUGUGGAUGUUCGGAACGUGAAGAACAGUCCCCUGUUCUCUUCCCUCCACACCUUGUUCAUGCUGCUGUACACUCGCAAUUCACGCAGAAGAUACGUCCCAAAUACACAUUGGUUGAUCAAGGAGGUGCGAGUAUCAUCGUUCAUGGCAGAUUUUGGACGGGGGAAAAAAAGCACGCAGGUACUACUGCAAGAGAUGCCACACAUAAUUCCUCAUGAAGAGCGUGUGGUGUUGUUGCGAUUGCAGGUUGCAAAUGAAAAGGAAGUACUGGGACUAACUGAAGCUGCAUGCGCUGCUCCACAGUCAACACUCAUUACAGUACGAAGGUCUCGUCUUGUUGAGGACGGGUACAGACAGUUGGCUUCGCUGUCUCCUCAAGCCCUUAAGGGGUUGAUACGAGUCCGUUUCAUCAAUGAGCAGGGCUUAGAUGAGGCGGGAAUUGAUCAGGAUGGUGUGUUUAAAGAAUUUCUGGAGGAGACCCUAAAGAGGGUGUUCGAUCCUUCACUCAACUUGUUCCGUCUGACGAGUGAGGAGAGGCUGUACCCAUCCCCAACAUCAUCAAUGACAGAAAAUCAUCUGCAGUUGUUUGAAUUCACAGGCAAGAUGUUGGGCAAGGCUGUUUAUGAGGGCAUUGUCAUCGACUGUCCAUUUGCAUCAUUUUUCUUGAGCCAAAUCCUAGGUGAACAGCAGUCUGCCUUGUACUCCUCCAUCGAUGAACUACCAUCACUAGACCCUGAGCUUUACAAGUCACUGACCUAUAUAAAGCACUAUGAAGGAGAUGUGAGUGACCUUGACCUCACCUUCUCCUAUGAUGAGGAUUACUUAGGUCAGAUUAUCACUCACGAACUACGACCAGGGGGGAAAGCAGUGUCAGUGACGAAUGACAACAAAAUUGUCUACAUCCACCUCAUGGCCCACUUCAAGAUGCACACCCAGAUCAAGGAGCAAACCAAGGCUUUCAUACGGGGAUUCCGGUCCAUUGUCAACCCUGAGUGGUUUGGGCUAUUUUCAGUGCCAGAGUUCCAGCGAUUGAUUUCGGGAGACAACGUGGCUGUAGAUCUGAAGGACCUCCGGCGUCACACGCAGUACUAUGGCGGCUUCCAUGACAAGCACCGCGUUGUGUGCUGGCUGUGGGACAUCUUAGAGCAGGACUUUAAGGAAGAGGAGAGAGCACUUUUUCUCAAGUUUGUGACCAGCUGCUCAAAGCCUCCACUUCUUGGGUUCACACACCUGGAGCCGCCCUUCUCAAUCCGCUGUGUGGAGGUUGGUGAUGAUGAGGAUACAGGGGACACCAUUGGCAGUGUCAUCCGUGGCUUCUUUGCCAUACGCAAACGCGAUCCAGUAAAUCGCCUGCCAACUUCCUCAACCUGCUUCAACCUGCUGAAGCUACCCAACUACCAGCGUAAAAGUACACUGAGAGAGAAGUUGAGAUAUGCCAUUACUAGCAACACUGGUUUUGAACUCUCGUAAAAAAUCAUUGUGCUAAAAAAGGAAAGUUCAAAUUAACUUUUAGUGCAGUGUAUGCAAUUAUCAGCCUGCUAAAUAAAAGGUACAUUUCUUGUGUUAAUUAAUUGAUUAUCAUGUGAGAAAUCACAUGAUAUUAAUGGCUUAAAAACAGUGUAUUAAUGUUUCUACAUCAAGUUAUUUCCAUUAAUGUUUUAUUUAUUAAAUAUUUUUCUUCUCAUUUAAAUACUGAUGUAUUGAUCAGUGUACAACUGUUCUUUCUUUCUAAAUUCUUACUUUCUUUUCACAUAUUGAUUAGUUUCUUAUUUGCUUGUUCUUGUUGCCAGUGUUCAUGGCAAGUUAAAAAUAUAUGAGAAGAAUCUGAAAAGAUUCUGCAAUGUGUCCAAAAGAUAGCUAUUGCAGUCAUAGUUUGUAGGAGGGGAAUAAAUAUGUGUCAUUGCGUAGCUAGAUAAUGCACUCUGAGGAUUUGGUCCUUGAGAGAAACAGAUGAAUAUUUUUCCAAGUCUACUGUAAGUAGAAUGUAUAUUGUUGUAUAGAAAUAUUGAGGAGGCUUUGAUUUCACUGAGGCUUUUAUGUAUGCCCCUGUCAUUGACCUGUGUUAUUGGUUUAAAUCUUUUAGAAGAUUUUGUUUGAUGAAGCAAAUAUCUAUAAACAUUCCUUUUUAUUUUACUCUAUUUUACCGUUCUUAAACAAUAUAUAUAUAGCCUGUUGUAAAUAGUUGAGACUGACGAGAAUCCUCUUCUUUAGUGUUUCUUUAGCUCCUUGCCUAUUUUCCAAAGGUAGGAACGAGGCUAGUAGAGCCUGUACUUGCAUCCAAUAUUUCUUCUACACUGGUAUUUCUUAUCCUUCUUUCUCUUUAAGUAGGUUAAUGAUACUUAGAUGGAUUUUUUGCUUGGUAAAUAUUGGAGCUGUUACCAUCGUUAUUGCUAAGUGUUAUGGUUUGGAUUUCCAGCGUCAGCUUGAUGUGCAUAUAUGGUAUUGUCAUCUGUGAUAUUAUUACCAGGUUCAAUGGGCCUGCAUAUUCAGACGUAGCACUCUGGUCAGUUGAUGUCAUCUGCAUAUUAUUAAUAAGCAUGUAUAUUAGUUUAUCCAACCCAUCCCCAUCCCCUUCAAUGGUGAAAAAAGAAAACUCUAGUGCCAAUGUGGUGAUUAAAUUUCACAAGCUGUAGAAGCUUGUGUCGAUGUGCACAUCUCAACUGACUGAAAUGUAUCCUCAGAAUACUGACAUGAUGCCCACUAGAGUAGAAAGUAGAUGGAGGUUGCAUGUUUUGAUGCAGCAAUUAUUUUUUUUUUUUUUAUUCAUUAUGAUUGUAUUGAUCAAUUUAUUAACCCUUAGAUGACGGUAUUAGAAAUCUCUCGACAUCAUAGAGCAGGAGUCCGCUACAUGUAACAGAAGUUCUGCUUGACACGCUCUAGUACAUAGCCAUACCCGGCAGAUCAAGGGGUUUGUUAUGACGGUGAUAUACGUGGCCCAGCAGUAAUGGGUUAAAAGUAUUAUUACUUUUUCAAAGGGAAAAUUUUAUUGGCGAUGCAGAUAAUAUAAGCUAGAAAAGAGACUGUGUAAGAUAUGAUAUUGGAUGAAUUCCUGCAGCUAAACAUGCAACUUUCCAUGUAGAUUGAAUAAUAAUAGUAUAAUAUAGUGUUAUGUACCAUAAUAUCCAAUAUUCUGUUUGUUUGUUUUUUUCACUUUUUUUUAUUUAGAGUUCGUUCUCUAUGGUUUAAAUAGAUUUGUAUUUUUUUCCAAAUUAAUAUAAACUUUUUCUUUAAAAAAAAUAUGAAAACAUUUUCUGCAUUUGCUCCUAUUGUCUUUGGAACAAUAGAUCAUUUUAUUUCUUCUUAUGCAUACACCAUAAAUGUGUUUGAGUGUUUGAAAAAAAAGAUGAUACAAAUAUAUAUAACAUGCACUGACUUUGUUUUAGUAAUAAGGGCAAAAAUAUAAGAUUCAAUGGUUAAGAGUCAGAUAUUGUGGUUAAAAAUGUGUUCAGGGCAAAGUAUUUUAAGUAUCAUUAAUGAAAUAUUUUGCAUUCGUAUUAUAUUUUUUAUGUGUAACAAUUUUUAGAAAUCUUGAAAUAACAUUGCUUUAAAAUACAAAUAUUCUUUUUUAAAUGUAUGGAUAUAUAAGUGCAGUUUCAUUUAUCUUUUUUCUUAUUUUAUGAAGGAAUUAAAGUUAUUCUUAACCUAAAAUAAAUAAUACUCCCAUGUACUGCUUGUAAAGCUAAUUUGCAUAUUUUU